AUGAUCUCCUUUCCGUCCUCCGGCCAUGAUCUCCACUCCAGCACGCCUCUGGACCUCCACUACCAACGACCGACCUACCUUCCUUUUCGUCGAAUAUCGCUCCCUUCUGCCCCGAAUCUGCAGCACCGACAGUCUAUCGUUAGUACUGCGUCCUUCGACUCCCUGCCCGAGGAGGACCAUGGAGCCGUCCCUGUAACGCCCGUGGUGAUCAGAAAUGCGGUCAAAGGUCCGAAACACAGGCCAUCAUCUCUCGACGUAUCCCGGAGAGCCAUACGUCGGAGAGAGUCGCGCGUCGUGGAUGAGCAGAGGGAAGCGAAGCGCAGGAAGGUGAUCGCCGAGUUCUACGAGACGGAGAAGUCAUAUCUGGACGGGCUCGAGCUCAUUCACUCGCAUUUCCUGACCCCGAUUAUCGCUUCCCUAGAUACCCCGCAGCCCUUGCUCAAUCGUGCUGAACUCACGUCCAUCUUUUCCAACUUCAUCGACAUCUGGAAUCUCCAUCGCUCGUUUUACGUGUCUCUGACCACCUUCCUCAAUACCUCUGCAACCGUUCGUGCGCGCGAGCCGCCUCCUCCCCUGUCUCCUGUCCUGCUCGCACACUUCCCAUACCUCUCGCUCUACACGCCUUUCGUGAGCAGCUUUUCGGACGCGCUCGCGUCGUAUGCUGCGUUGAUGAGAAGCAACGCAGCUUUCGCGCACUUUAUUGCGACACAGGAGGCUGAUCCUCGAUGUGGGAAGCUCAAGUUUAGGGACUGGCUAUUGACCAUUGUACAGCGGUGUCCACGGUAUCUGCUCCUUCUGAAGGACAUGAUCAGUUGCACCGACGCCGAGGACCCCGAGUAUGCGUCGCUCACCGCGGUCCAUACACUCGUGUCGAAGAUCACCAUGUCCUUGAACACCUCAUUACAUACGCACGCCCAAACUCUGUCCCUCCUCGCCCUCCAGCGCAACACUGUCAACCUCCCCUUUCAACUCAUCUCGCCCGGCCGUACCUUCCUCAAACGCUCCCCCCUCCUCCAGUUCGAGGGCUCCACGCCCAAAGAGCGCGAGUUCCUCCUCUUCUCAGACUGCCUCAUCUGGCUCGCGAGCGCCGACGGGGAUAUCUUCUCCGAGAAGUGGUCCUCCUACGCCGCGUCCCCUACAUCUGUGUCCGUUUCCAGCAGCACCCCGGACCUGCUCCGCACGCGCAUGAGGAGCGGCGACGACCAGCCGCAGCCGGAGGCAUUGAGGAAGCGGCAGUCUCUACUGAACGUGAGGCUGAACGGGAGCCCGAGGAAGAAGCGGCAGGCGAGCAGCGGCGUGGAUGACAGAUGGGUCUAUAAAGGUCAUGUGGAGCUUGUGGAUCUUGAGGUUGUCGUGAGUACGCCGGCAGCGGAGGAUACGCAAGAGCGGGGUUUCGAGUUGCUGAGCCCGCAGCAGUCGUUUGCGGUCUAUGCUGUGAAUGAAGAGGAGCGUGACGAGUGGGUGACGGCCAUCCGAAACGCAAAGUCGUCACUCCUGGUCUCGCUGAGCAUCAUGCAGCUCAACUCGACGCUGACAUCCUCGUCCUCGACACAACACCUCCGGAGGACGUUGCAGGCGCUGCCCUACGCUCCGGACGACUCGUCAAGACCGAAACGAGGGAAGGUCGAGCAUUUCGUCCCUGCCGUCUGGGUGCCUGACGGGAAGACGGAGAGCUGCAUGCGAUGCGGUCGGACGUUCGGCUGGAGGCGGCGGAGACACCACUGUCGGCUGUGCGGGAGAUGUGUCUGUGGCAGCUGUUCUGGGAAGACGUUCUACAUCGUCGAGUCAGGCGCGAAGGACAGCAAGUCCGCGCGUGCCUGCGACUCGUGCUACGACACAGUAUUCCCUCUCCUCGAGCAGCCCUCCGAUCCGUCGGUCACGGUCACUGCUGGCACUGUCCAUUCACACUUUACAUUAUCAGGUCUGAAGAGCAUGCCCUCUCUGCUGCUGAACGACGUCACUUCGAGCUCGCCAUCGGCUCUCAUGGCUAUUGACCUCGACUCUCCGAAACGCAUGCUCUCGCCUAUCGAAGACGAGUCGUCCCCUCUGGACGAGCUGCCGAAUAGCUCGCCGGUUGCUGCGAUGAGGAUAAGGUCCGCACCACGACCGAAGAGCUAUGUCCAGAUCCUCGAGGAGUUCCAGGAGCGGGAAGCGUCUCCGACAACGAGUCCUCGAGCCUCGCGGUUCAGCGAGCGAAGCACCAUGGACGAGACGCAUGGACCGCUAAAUGAGCAGGACGAAGAAGCUCUGUUAGACGAUGAAGAGCAAGAGCUCGAAGCCCCCAGCAUCGCGGAGAGCAGCCUCCCCUCGACGCCGCGCAAGGAGAACACCGCGCGACGACACAAGCGGUUCUCCCUGCCCGCCGUCGCACUGCAGACGAGCCCCGUUACGGCUCGGCCGAACAUCGAGGGCAAAGGCAACAAUCGGUUCUCCCUCGUUCUCGGGAGGAGCGGCAGCAUUGCGCAUCAACAGGACGAGUCGCCAAGUCGUCUCAGGCACAGUGUGGUUGCGGGGCGGCUGAAUGAGCUGCUCGGGCGCGGCAAGGACUGAUGAGCGGCGAGGCUGAGCCCAUCUGACACUAAUGGUGGGCGAGGGUUGGCCACACUGCCGACGCAGAUAGAGGCGCAGGCGUGGCGUCGGGACUUAUCCUUGUGCGCGCUGAGCUGUGAUGAGUCCACUGCAGGGAACGCGCGUGUAGACUUUUUGGCCUUAGGUUUCAUCGUCCGUGUCGGCGCUGCUGCGGCACGCUCGUACUGGUAGAUGACUCCCGAGUCCAGAGCCUCCAGGCCAGCAUGCUACUGCCUUUGUGCGUUUUUCUUUUCAUCCGCAUACCGGUAUAUAGCGAUUGACCCUUGCAUCCCAUCUACCCUUCAAUUCUUUGCUCCCACUUCCUCAACCACUACCGGUAUCGGUCAGCAUCAUUCAUCUAUUGGACGUUGCUAUUGAAUGCACGUAAUGACUUUGUACGCUAUGAUGAUACCAGAUGCACGUCGCGCCUUUUUGUAUUUCCUGAGGGCUCCUUACUUCAUGGCGCUGCUUCAUCACGACAAUCACGACUGUAUUGUAUCUCUCUUGCCCAUCUCAUAUGCGUGCGGUUCGUCCGGUGGUUUCAUGAUUCGC
Dichomitus squalens LYAD-421 SS1 is the source of this 3120-nucleotide messenger RNA. RefSeq lists its product as uncharacterized. The transcript is spliced from 5 exons. The record is from RefSeq and is a predicted model, not a curated record. NCBI's taxonomy places the organism in Eukaryota, Fungi, Basidiomycota, Agaricomycetes, Polyporales, Polyporaceae. Gene Ontology annotation, molecular function: metal ion binding; guanyl-nucleotide exchange factor activity. Bases 1 to 2550 code for a protein of 849 amino acids.